Molecule: messenger RNA, 1629 nt
Organism: Topomyia yanbarensis
Lineage: Eukaryota; Metazoa; Arthropoda; Insecta; Diptera; Culicidae
Exons: 12
Coding region: 396-1220 (274 amino acids)
Source: RefSeq, a predicted model, not a curated record
UAUUUUCAAUGACAAUUGACAAUUUUCCAACGAAUGCCGCUGUUAUUUUUAGUGUUGCGUGACUGUACCUCAGUUAGUUAAAGUUAAGGAAGGAACUUUCUAAGAAAAACGGAGGAAGAAAUCGGUCAAAUAUUUGGAAAAAGAUCGGCGUUGUCGUAUCGGCAUAGGAGGAUUAUUUACCACACGGGAAUCUGUUAGCGACGCGGGUCAAGGCUAUACACCAGCUGUACCCGAAUUAAAAGGUGGUUUAAUAGGAACAAGAUCGAAGUUAAACGAUUGAAAAUUUGGAAACAAUCAGCGUUGCCGCAUCCGUGUAGGAAGAGGAGAGAGGUAUUGGUCGUAUAUCUACGGGAAGCAAAGCGUGUCGAAAGCAAAUCUGGGUUCAAUACAAUACAAUGGACGGUGAAGCUACAAGCAGUAACGGAACUAAAGACAGCUUAUACAAUAAAUUCAUAUUAACAUUACACGAAGAUACGCGUGAUAAGUUGAAUGAAAACGGCGUAACGUUCGAGAGUAUAGCUGUUAUGAAAAAGCAAGACUUGAGAGAGAUGGAAAUAACAAAAAAAGGACUGCUUGUUCUCAUUCUGGAUUUCAUUGAAAAGGCCAAGCGAACUAUUACUUCACAUGACGACUGGAUCGAGUCAUCAGCACCGGUGAAUUCAGCAUUUCCAAUUCAUGAAAUUAAGGCUGCAUUGGAACAAAACCCACAAUUUCGAAACAUUUACACCAGUAAGCUAUUAAUGCACGUGGUUCUGGAACACAAUGAACUGCUCCGUAUGACGCGGGUCAUAUGCGACCAUUUUUUUGGGAAACGUGUUUGGACAGAACAGAAUUAUCCUACCAGACAGGAAAAAAUGCUUCUUGCGCAACGGAUUGUACAAGCGUUCCCACAAUUAAUCAAAAAGGUGACGGAAGAUGCACCCAUCGAGUCGGCGUUUUUUUUCAAACAUAAUGGUCAACUAACAGGCCCGCACAGUGGCUACAUUGAACAGCGAGUGACGAACAUGCGCAAAGAAAUACCACGUGGUAUGCAAAAGUUUAAGCGCACAAAUGGCAACGAAAGUGUAGAGGACGUUUCUGAUGAGAUGGUGGCGGUGGCGGAAAUGUGCACUGCUAUGGAGGCUACCCCUCAAAACUCACGCGAGAUUUCAAUAGCUCUAAAGAACUCGUUUGUCAUCCAUAAAAACAUGAUUACCCAGAAAAAAAAUGUCAAAUUCUGAGCCAAUUUCCGCAUUUAAAAUCAUACAAUGGUCUAAUGGUGCAGCAGGCGUUCGACAGGUUGAUGAAUGCUCCAGAUUCGGAGGCAAGCCUUAAGCGAGUGUUAGCUCAAUCAUUGUUACUUCGCCGUGGAGCUUUUCCGAACAUAGCUGACGUGUACAUUCGAGGAACUCUAAUCUUGAUGAAAGAAAUGGCCGUACGAGGAGUAAAAAGACCACACACACCAGGAAACUUAACACCAGAUGAGUUGUUUGCUGCGCCGCUAAUAAGAUGGAUAAAUCCUGCAGAUGCCAUAGACCAUUUUAGCUCUGACCACAACAUUCAUCUAGUGUGCAUCGGAACACCUGCACAAAAUGGCAAUUAUUUUGUCGUGUUAGGUGGAGAUGCUCAAAUCUCAAUCGGCUCGAGUGC